CGCCUGGCGGUGGUGGCGGUGCACUUGAAGGACAUGGUGCACGGCAAGGCCAUCGAGUCACCCGUCGACACGCUGCGGAGGAACGUUGCGCUCCACGCAGCGUUGGCGCCCUGGCCACUGGGGACGGCGACGACGCGCUCGCUACGCCGAGCCCAGCAGGGGCCCAGGCUUGUGGCGCGCCCCGCGCUGUCGGCGGUUAGCCUCGCCGCCGGCGGGGUGAACGACGCGGUGCACGACGGCGAGAACGGGACGGAGCUGGACGGCCACGGCGAGGCGGAGAAGAGUUGCGCGACGAACCCCUUGCUGGCGGUGCCGCCCUUCCCCUCGCUCGAUAAGGAGCUCAGCGAGAAUGGCACGAUCGCGACGCACGAGUUCGCGGAGAAGCAGGGCGCGGCUGGCAUGACAUUCGAUCCAGGGCCCGACGCGCUCGUGGGCACGAUCGAACACGAGGAGGAGCACGGCGUGGAGGCGAUGCACAAGGGGGAGCUGACGGCGGCGGCGGCAGCUGCGGAGGCGGACGGCGGCUCCGACACGCCACCCCCCCUGCAAACUUGCGUGGUCGACCUCUGGGAGCGCCAGGUGGAUGCCACGCAGGGCAUCGAGACCACCAUGAAGUGGGAUGGCGCCCGCGCGGCCAAGCGCGGCAUGGUCAUAUACCGCAUCUCGCAAUUGGAGACCCUGUACGUGGAGGUCCAGCGGGCGUUGGCAGAAGCCGACGACGACGCAGACGAGCAGGAGGCCGAGCAGGAGCGUUUCGAGAUUGGGGAGGCGCUCGCAUCGGCUUGGUCCCACAAUGACACGCUUGAGUGA
Molecule: messenger RNA, 810 nt
Organism: Prorocentrum cordatum
Lineage: Eukaryota; Dinophyceae; Prorocentrales; Prorocentraceae
Source: the annotation of a GenBank genome assembly